Physcomitrium patens is the source of this 1276-nucleotide messenger RNA. RefSeq names its product histone H2B.11. Gene Ontology annotation, cellular component: nucleosome. NCBI's taxonomy places the organism in Eukaryota, Viridiplantae, Streptophyta, Bryopsida, Funariales, Funariaceae. Gene Ontology annotation, molecular function: structural constituent of chromatin; protein heterodimerization activity; DNA binding. The record is from RefSeq and is a predicted model, not a curated record.
ACAGACUAUCUUCAGAUUUUUCAAGUGUCCGUUCGCUAGCUCAGUCGGUGUAUUCUUCUCACUGUAUGCCAGCUUCAUCUUUGCUGUUGCCUGUUUGAUUGCUGAGUCGUAGAGAUGGCCCCCAAGGCAGGAGAGGAGCAGAAGGCUACCAAGUCCAAGGCCGAGAAGAAGCCCGUAGUGAAGAAGGCUGAGAAGAAGAUCAAGGCCGACACUAAGGGUGAUUCGAAGAAGAAGAAGUCGAAGAAGAGCGUGGAGACGUACAAGAUUUACAUCUAUAAGGUCUUGAAGCAGGUUCAUCCUGACACUGGUAUCUCAUCGAAGGCUAUGGGUAUUAUGAACUCGUUUAUAAACGAUAUUUUCGAGAAGUUGGCUCAAGAGGCGGCUCGACUAGCUCGGUACAAUAAGAAGCCCACGAUUACUUCUCGCGAGAUUCAGACUGCAGUGCGUCUGAUUCUCCCGGGUGAGUUGGCGAAGCACGCAGUCUCAGAGGGAACCAAGGCCGUGACGAAGUUCACUAGCGCCUAGAGGAACAGUAAAAACCUAAACCAAAUUGGUGUUCAUUAACACCAUAAAUUGGGAUGAAAGUGACACUUCUGAUCCCCUAGUGUGUAGUUGUUAUUUUUGUUUUGCUUUUUGGUUUUUUGCUUCCUAUUUUGCUUCCUUUUUUUUUUUUUUUUUUUUUUAAAUACUGCAGGGAGUACACAUGGUCCUGCAUAUGCUAUUCUGUCAGUGUAUAGUGUUGGCUGUUUCUGGUGUUUUUUUUUUUUUUUUUUUUUUUUUGCUGUUGCUUGAACAUUACCAGGCUGUCCGAGUUGCAGUAUCUAUGUAAGAGAAGGUACGUUGUCUAAAGAUAGCCGCCUGUGGAUGCAACCUGUCGGAUACUUGCAACUGUGCGUCGAUUUGGUUGAAUCUGGUGCAUGCAAAUGUUAUUCCUCACCUUGUGGGUAUUGCUUCGAACAAUUUCCAGAGAAACUCGCUGAGAAUGCUCUGUGAACUUAUGUCAUGCCUUGGGACUAGAGGGAGCCGUAACAUGGAAGCUGGCUUAUAUAACAUCGUACAUUCCCACCUUUGCGACGAGAGACAGACCUAUUCGAUCAGAAACUGAAGAUACAUAUGUAUUACGUCUAUUCUCAUUUUAUAACCUGCUAGUACUCACUAGCUGCUGAAUAACUUGCUAAAUUACCAGGUUUGCGGUAAAACUCUAGUGAAAUACUUUCAUGCGCUACAUCUUUGGAUACAAGAAUGGAAAAUGGCAGUUAUACUUUCGUUCUUUUAA